AUCGCAGCUCUGAGAGCUGAGAAUGCUGCAGAACAGGCUCGUUUAACGUGACAGUUUUUUUUUCUUUUAUUUACCUGCAUGCUUCUUUAGUUCGUCGUUUCCUAACACCAUACAGGUGUUUUUAUUUAUAAUAGUUCAGAUUUAUUUUAUAUUAUUUUCAUUUUUCCUUCUAUUCCUGGGAAAUUAUGAGCCCAUCUUGGGAGCAUCCUUCCUCCUGUUGGCUGGAAUCAUGAUUGAUCAGCUUUACUUUAAGCUCCCAGUCCAUCAGUCAGGUCCAAGCAGCACAGAGCCCUGAACUAAAUUGUCUUCAACUUUCUUCAGCAUCUUCGACGUAGCCAGCUGCAGAAGGUUUUUUUUCUUUUCUUUUCUUUUUUAUUUUUUGCACUUGAGGAUUGUGGAAGCAGCCAUGAGGAGCAAAGGGAGCACAUGUUCACUCCUCAUCUACCUGCUGCUGCUCACAGUUCUCUGGGAAGUCAGAUCAGUGAGUGCCGAUGCUGCAUCUGAUGAUUUCAAAACCAACAUCACACUGUUCACACGCAUCCUGGACAGACUGCUGGAUGGGUACGACAAUCGUCUACGGCCUGGUCUUGGAGGAGUAUACCAUAGAUGUUUUCUUCCGGCAAAGCUGGAAAGAUGAGAGGUUGAAAUUUCAUGGUCCAAUGAACAUUUUGCCUUUGAACAACCUCAUGGCGAGUAAGAUCUGGACUCCAGACACCUUCUUCCACAAUGGGAAAAAGUCUGUGGCUCAUAACAUGACCAUGCCAAAUAAGCUGUUAAGGAUUCAAGAUGAUGGGACACUGCUGUAUACUAUGAGGUUAACAGUGCAUGCAGAGUGCCCAAUGCAUCUGGAGGAUUUCCCCAUGGACUUUCAUUCCUGUCCACUAAAAUUUGGCAGCUGUGAGUACACAGUGAUGACGGCUCAUUUCCAUCUGAAGAGGAAGAUUGGCUACUUUGUCAUUCAGACGUACCUGCCGUGCAUCAUGACAGUUAUUCUCUCCCAGGUGUCCUUCUGGUUGAACAGAGAAUCUGUGCCAGCCAGGACUGUGUUUGGUGUGACCACCGUUCUCACAAUGACAACACUGAGUAUCAGUGCAAGAAACUCCCUGCCUAAGGUGGCCUACGCCACUGCCAUGGACUGGUUUAUUGCUGUCUGCUAUGCCUUUGUGUUCUCCGCUUUGAUCGAAUUUGCCACUGUCAAUUACUUCACGAAGCGAGGCUGGGCCUGGGACGGGAAGAGUGUUGUGAGUGAAAAGAAGAAAGAAAAGGCGUCUGUGGUGAAGAAGAACAAUGCCUACGCUGUGGCCGUGGCCAACUACGCUCCUAAUAUCAGCAAGGACUCCAGCACACUUUCCACCAUUGCCAAAGGCAGCGCUGUGGAUCCCAGCAAGCCAAAAGCAGAUGGCAAAGCCCCGGAAAGCAAAAAGACAUUCAACAGUGUGAGCAAAAUUGACAGGAUGUCACGGAUUAUGUUUCCGGUUCUCUUUGGCUCUUUCAACCUUGUCUACUGGGCCACCUAUUUGAACAAAGAACCCAUUAUAAAAGAUAUGGUUCCAUCAAAUUAGACACCCUAUUCUAAUGGUUUCUUGGUCUGGGGAAGAUUAACCAAAUACCUCCAUCAACUGUGUAAACAUACUUUUACAGUCCAAGACUGUAGUGUGAUCCUCUAUCUCUGCCUGUUUUCUACACUGUUUGCAGCACUUUUGAAAAACCUGGCUUUUGUAAAAGUGUAUGUAUAUUUCUAUUUAACGUUACAUGGUGUGCCGUUCAUUCAAGUACGUAUUUCCUUAAAAGUAUGUUUCCACUUACAAUAUGUGGCCACUGUAAAUACAAAUAAAAUUACGUGUAGACACAUAAGCAUUACCACAAACAUUUUAUUUAGGUGCUGAGUUAUGCUGGUAAUACCAACCUACCUGUUAUUACAGUAUACAUGUUUCUUUGGAUUGAAAGGGACUGAUUAUUUCUCUAGUUUAUUGCAAUAUAAGAGUGACUCUUUUUCUUAUUGUCCAAGCCAAUUAAAAAGCACUUAUGUGAUAUUGUUAUAGUUUUUUUUACAUGUUUAUGUAUUUUAUGUAUAGGAGCAGGUGAAGGCUGUAAUCAAACACUGAUUCCCAGUUUAAUUUGAACAGUCUUGACUGAAUCGGUUCAGAAAAUAAAUUAACAGCAUGUGUGGUGUACUA
Messenger RNA from Austrofundulus limnaeus, 2177 nucleotides. It is a transcript of the gene gabra2b, whose product is annotated as gamma-aminobutyric acid type A receptor subunit alpha2b. NCBI's taxonomy places the organism in Eukaryota, Metazoa, Chordata, Actinopteri, Cyprinodontiformes, Rivulidae. Gene Ontology annotation, cellular component: membrane. The record is from RefSeq and is a predicted model, not a curated record. Gene Ontology annotation, biological process: gamma-aminobutyric acid signaling pathway; chloride transport; monoatomic ion transmembrane transport. Gene Ontology annotation, molecular function: extracellular ligand-gated monoatomic ion channel activity; GABA-A receptor activity.